Messenger RNA from Orcinus orca (killer whale), 4603 nucleotides. RefSeq names its product lymphocyte expansion molecule (gene CIMAP2). The record is from RefSeq and is a predicted model, not a curated record. NCBI's taxonomy places the organism in Eukaryota, Metazoa, Chordata, Mammalia, Artiodactyla, Delphinidae.
AUGGAAAAGUCGGGGACCCUGCGGGCGCGCCUGCAGGGGCGCAGCGCGGGCAAACACGCAGCGCACAGGUCUGUGGCGAUCACAAAUCGCAAGGCCUGGGUUGCCGUGGCAGCGGUGGCGGCGGUGGCAGAAGCCGGUCUGGCCUGCCGGCGGGCGCGGAAAACUCCCACAGUCGAGUUCCGCGAGAACCUCGCCGCGGCGGGCGGGUUUGACGUCUCCGCUGUCUAUCCCAACCAGAAGAAGUUCAGCGCCUUCAGGGAGGCCCCGUACUCCAGGGUUUACUCUGUGGAUCCCACAGCUCAGAGCUUGAAUCAGAGCUGGGGCCUCAAUGUGUUUGAUAAACGCAGGACUCUUGGAGAGGACUUGCUCUGUGGGUGGACUCGUGGGUGUGGCUGGCCUCGCUCUGACUGUGCUCUGACUCAGUCCCACAUAGGACCUGGGACCUAUGGUUGCAAGGAGACCUGCUUCAGCAUCAAGAAGUUGAAGAAGGAGGUGGGCACAGGCUGCACCAAGGCCCAGGAAGCCACCUGGCUGACGCAGCUGCCCCACUUCCAGUACCGGGCCAUCCUGAAAGAGAAGCGGCAGCAGAAGGAAGAGCUGGGGCCUGGCUCCUACAACUCCAAAGACUUCUUAGAAGAGUUGCAGGAGAAACCGGGCAGCACCCGGGUUCUGCUCAGCUCCGGGGAGAUUCGCUUCCGAGGACUCAUUGGGAACUACUAUCCAGGCCCUGGAAAUUAUGGGGAGAAGGGCAACCCGUGCACGAAGCUGGAGGAGAGUGCCUGGAACCGGUCUCAUUCCAAGGGCCUCAUGUGCAGGAUGACCAACAAACCGCCCCCCUUGGCUCAUCAGGGGAGCAGUCUGGCACUGGGCACCUACACCUUCAAAAGUGGCAUCGAGGCGUACCUGGCACGAUCCUUGGGCACCCGCGGCCUCUAUGACACUUUCUCGGAUGACCAAAGCAAGCUUCAGCCCUAUGGACAUUACUCUGUGCAGAAAAAAUGGCCCAGGGAACUGAUGAAUUUCAAGAGCUUCGUGAAAGAACUUAACUCAUAUCACAAUAAGAAGCGUGGAGUUUUUUCAAAAGUUCCCCGCAACCCGGAAGCCCCUCCAGAAAGAAUUUAUUGGGCCACACUUAGCCAGUGUCCCCCAAAACUAGCCAUGUCUGGUCCCGGUAUGUGGCUUCCUCCAGAGAAGGAAUGCAAACACAUCAACCAACCACCGUUCCUGCUGUCUCCCAAGCGGAUAGGCAUAAAGGCCUCCCCGAUGAUUCUGGGAACCUGGAACCCCGUGGGUGUGGGUCGCUACCUCAACACCCAGCUGAUGGAGACAAAGGACCAUCGGCAGCGAUACCGGUCCCUGUUCCUGGGUGGAUCCAAGCGCUACCUCUCAGACCCAGCCCGGGACAGGCUCAUGCAGGAAAGAAUCACACCUUUUCCUAGGGGGAAGUGCUCUCCAACUGUGGAUUACAAUUCAGAUCCUAUUCCUUAAAGUCGCACAUGAAGGACAGCCUGCAGUGACCGGAGGACCCAAAGGCCUGAAGACAGAUCUGGGGAUGGGAGGGUAGGAGUGGGAAUGGGGGGUCUUGGAGAAAGGACACAUGGGAAUGCCUGGAAGAGGGGAGAGGUGUGGUGGGAUCACUUUUGCUGGAGAUGUCUACCGGGAGGUCAUGAUGUCUGCUGGGCCAGAUAUCUUUUGAUACGAGAGAUCAAUUAUCCUGAGAUUUGGCUACUGACAUGAACAUGGGAGCCAGACAGCAGAUGGACUAAAGGGGUAGAAUGUGGUUGACACUCUUGGAACCCCUUUUAUUCUAAAGCCAAAGUCCUUGGAUCCCUGAUCAGUAAAACCCGAAGAGAGUUGGGAGAGUGGAGCAUAUGUCCUAAGGUGGCUGUAGGCCCUCUCUGGGAAUACUCCAUCUCCAUCCCAGGAUGCUCCUGGAAGCUCAGCAGGGCCAAAUGCCAUGAGGAGGCUGCUGACCUCCAGGAAUCAUGCAGCCAUUGGGAACAAACAGUUCCACUCCCAAAGUCAGAACUCGUGGGCACACCAGUCUAGCCCAGAGGUGGGUCUGUGCGGGUUGGUCACAAUGUCCUGAGCUUCUGCCCUCACUGUUUUUGGACAGUGAGAGAUUGGGUGGGAUGGCAGGAGUGUGUUGUCUUUAGAAAAGAGGAGACAGACUCACAACCUCAGCCACAAAACUCACAUAAUGAUAAAAAAUACUUCAAACAAUCUUAAGAGCAUGAGUGCCUUACAGAAGUUACUUCGUCACUCAUGUCAAAAUGACUGUUUUGGGAGAAGUAAAACUGAAUUUAUUCACAGGCAUGUUGUCUAUCGAAAAAAAGAUACUACUGAAUCCUCAAAAAGGUUGAUAAGCCAAACUAGGUGCAAGUAGGUCUAAUAAGUCUGCAACGUUUCAGGAAAUAAGAUCAAAUACCCAAAUCAAAUAUUGCUAUACACUAGCAAUAAACAACCAAAAACUGAAAAUGCCAUAUAUAAUAGCAUCAAAACUAUCAAAUACUUAGGUAUAAAUUUGACAAAAGAGGUAUAAGACUUGUACAGUGAAAACUAUAAAAUUUCUCUCUGCUGAGAGAAAUUAAAGAAGACCUAAAUAAAGGGAGAGAUAUACCAUAAUCAUGGAUCAAAAGACUCAAUGUUGUUAAGAUGCCAAUUCCCUCAAAUUCAAUUAUAGAUUCAAUACCAAUCAAAAUCCUAGUAAUUUUUUUUAUUAUUACUUUUUUUAUACAGCAAGUUCUUAUUAGUCAUCAAUUUUAUACCCAUCAGUGUAUACAUGUCAAUCCCAAUCACCCAAUUCAGCACACCACCAUCCCCACCCUCCUGGCGUUAUCCCCCUUUGGUGUCCAUAUGUUUGUUCUCUACAUCUGUGUCUCAACUUCUGCCCUGCAAACUGGUUCAUCUGUACCAUUUUUCUAGGUUCCACAUAUAUGCGUUAAUAUACGAUAUUUGUUUUUCUCUUUCUGACUUACUUCACUCUGUAUGACAGUCUCUAGAUCCAUCCACGUCUCAACAAAUGACUCAAUUUCGUUCCUUUUUAUGGCUGAGUAAUAUUCCAUUGUAUAUAUGUACCACAUCUUCCUUAUCCAUUUGUCUGUCGAUGGGCAUUUAGGUUGCUUCCAUGACCUGGUUAUUGUAAAUAGUGCUGCAACGAACAUUGGGGUGCAUGUGUCUCUUUGAAUUAUGGUUUUCUCUGGGUAUAUGCCCAGUAGUGGGAUUGCUGGGUCAUAUGGUAGUUCUAUUUUUAGUUUUUUAAAGAAGCUCCAUACUGUUCUCCAUAGUGGCUGUAUCAAUUCACAUUCCCACCAACAGUGCAAGAGGGUUCCCUUUUCUCCACACCCUCUCCAGCAUUUGUUGUUUGUAGAUUUUCUGAUGAUGCCCAUUCUAACUGAUGUGAGGUGAUACCUCAUUGUAGUUUUGAUUUGCAUUUCUCUAAUAAAUAGUGAUGUUGAGCAGCUUUUCAUGUUCUUCUUGGCCAUCUGUAUGUCUCCUUUGGAGAAAUGUCUAUUUAGGUCUUCUGCCCAUUUUUGGAUUGGGUUGUUUGUUUCUUUAAUAUUGAACUGCAUGAGCUGUUUAUAUAUUUUGGAGAUAAAUCCUUUGUCCGUUGACUCGUUUGCCGAUACUUUCUCCCAUUCUGAAGGUUGUCUUUUUGUCUUGUUUAUGGUUUCCUUUGCUGUGCAAAAGCGUUUAAGUUUCAUUAGGUCCCAUUUGUUUAUUUUUGUUUUUAUUUCCAUUACUCUAGGAGGUGGAUCAAAAAAGAUCUUGCUGUGAUUUAUGUCAAAGAGUGUUUUUGCUAUGUUUUCCUCUAAGAGUUUUAUAGUGUCCAGUCUUACAUUUAGGUCUUGAAUCCAUUUUGAGUUUAUUUUUGUGUAUGGUGUUAGGGAGUGUUCUAAUUUCAUUCUUUUACAUGUAGCUGUCCAGUUUUUCCAGCACCACUUAUUUAAGAGACUGUCUCUUCUCCACUGUAUAUCUUUGCCUCCUUUGUCAUAGAUUAGUUGACCAUAAGUGCAUGGGUUUAUCUCUGGGCUUUCUAUCUUGUUCCAUUGAUCUAUGUUUCUGCUUUUGUGCCAGUACCAUAUUGUCUUGAUUACUAUAGCUUUGUAGUAUAGUCUGAAGUCAGGGAGUUUGAUUCCUCCAGCUCCGUUUUUUUUCCCUCAAGACUGUUUUGGCUAUUCGGGGUCUUUUGUGUCUCCAUACAAAUUUUAAGGUUUUUGGUUCUAGUUCCAUAAAAAAUGACAUUGGUAAUUUAAUAGGAAUUGCAUUGAAUCUGUAGAUUGCUUUGGGUAGUAGAGUCAUUUCCACAAUAUUGAUUCAUCCAAUCCAAGAACAUGGUUUAUCUCUCCAUCUGUUGGUAUCAUCUUUAAUUUCUUUCAUCAGUGUCUUAUAGUUUUCUGCAUACAGGUCUUUGUCUCCCUAGGUAGGUUUAUUCCUAGGUAUUUUAUUCUUUUCCUUGCAAUGGUAAAUAGAAGUGUUUCCUUAAUUUCUCUUUCAGAUUUUUCAUCAUUAGUGUAUAGGAAUGCAAGAGAUCUCUGUGCAUUAAUUUUGUAUCCUGCAACUUUACCAAAUUCAUUGAUUAGCUCUAGUAGUUUUCUGGUGG